AUGUUUUCUCCGGUGUUGCGACUUACUACCCUCUUCUCCGUAUUCCUCCAUUUGCUCAUUGAAGUUCACGGAAGUGCAGACGAAUAUCGUCUUCUAGGAGAUCUACGCCACAAUUAUGACCCAUACGAACGACCCGUUGCCAACUCAUCCGAACCACUGGUGGUCUCUGUGAAAAUUUAUUUACAACAAAUUUUAGAUGUUGAUGAGAAAAAUCAAGUGAUCACAUUAGUCGCUUGGAUAGAAUAUCAAUGGACCGAUUAUAAAUUGAAGUGGGAUCCCAGUGAGUAUGGAGGUAUCAAAGAUAUUCGAAUACCAGGAAAUGCAAAUGCAAUUUGGAAACCAGAUGUUUUGCUAUAUAAUAGCGCUGAUGAGAAUUUCGACUCUACAUAUCCAGUGAACUAUGUUGUGAGCUACACCGGCGACGUGCUCCAAGUACCCCCGGGAAUACUCAAAUUGUCGUGUAAAAUUGAUAUCACCUAUUUUCCAUUCGAUGAUCAAAUAUGUCAUCUCAAGUUCGGUUCCUGGACAUAUAGUGGAAACUUCAUCGACUUGAGAAUCAACGGUCCCGAGGGGAAGAAUAUAUCUGAUGAAGGGAUUGAUGUGCAGUAUUAUGUGCAAAACGGUGAAUGGAAUUUGUUAGCUGUACCCGCUCGUCAUGAAACCAACAUUUUCGAUGAACAACCAUAUCCAUCACUUUUCUUCUACCUUAUCAUUCAACGCCGCACACUUUAUUAUGGAUUGAAUCUGAUCAUCCCUUCUUUCCUAAUAUCCCUCAUGACUGUUCUCGGUUUCACACUUCCGCCAGAUGCUGGAGAGAAAAUCACAUUGGAAAUCACUAUCCUCCUCUCCGUGUGUUUCUUCUUGAGUAUGGUAGCGGAUAUGACACCGCCAACAUCUGAAGCUGUUCCAUUGAUUGGCGCAUUUUUCUCAUGUUGUAUGUUGGUCGUUUCUGCCUCUGUCGUCUUUACUGUCUUGGUCCUAAACCUCCAUAACCGCAAACCAGAGACCCAUGAAAUGAGUCCAUUUCUCCGUGAGCUUCUGCUUAUUUGGCUUCCAUGGCUUCUGCUAAUGAGACGUCCAGGAAAAACAGUAUUUAAUUGCGCCCAUAUCAAAGCGGAGAAGGCUGAAGAGAAAGCGAAGCAGGAUUCGUUUAAAAACGGAAAAGGCCCGACCAAGACUACCGACUCUGUUCAUCCAUCUGAUGGUUUUUCGUUGAUGAGGAAUAUUAAAAUGCAGCGACAAGCAACUAUUGAUAUAGAUGGAGAAUUCCAUGUUCAACAUAAUCACUUAAUGCCAGUGGCUCCAUCCGAGACUCCUAGAGUUGUCUAUUCAAAAGUAAUGGCCGAGUCUUAUGUGGAAGACAGUAAGAUCAUCAGUACGAAAAAAAUCUUCAGUGUCUUUUUUGCAGUGGUGAUGACGGAGCUAAACAAGUACAUGCAAAAAGCGUGUCUGGAGUUAAAGAACAUUUCGACGCAAACGAAAGCAAUGAGGAAGAAGAUGGAAGAAGAUGAGAGGGAUGAGCAAGCAGCGAACGAUUGGAAAUUCGCUGCGAUGGUUGUGGACCGGUGUUGUUUGAUUACAUUUUCCGUUUUCAUUGUUGUGAGCACAUGUGGAAUUAUGUUCAGCUCUCCUCAUCUCAUUGCCUAA
Messenger RNA from Caenorhabditis briggsae, 1647 nucleotides. It is a transcript of the gene Cbr-acr-9, whose product is annotated as Protein CBR-ACR-9. Gene Ontology annotation, biological process: monoatomic ion transmembrane transport; signal transduction; nervous system process. Bases 1 to 1647 code for a protein of 548 amino acids. The record is from RefSeq and is a predicted model, not a curated record. Gene Ontology annotation, molecular function: acetylcholine-gated monoatomic cation-selective channel activity; transmembrane signaling receptor activity. NCBI's taxonomy places the organism in Eukaryota, Metazoa, Nematoda, Chromadorea, Rhabditida, Rhabditidae. The transcript is spliced from 11 exons. Gene Ontology annotation, cellular component: neuron projection; postsynaptic membrane; synapse.